Molecule: messenger RNA, 1605 nt
Organism: Electrophorus electricus (electric eel)
Lineage: Eukaryota; Metazoa; Chordata; Actinopteri; Gymnotiformes; Gymnotidae
Gene: hs6st1b
Product: heparan sulfate 6-O-sulfotransferase 1b
Cellular component (GO): membrane
Molecular function (GO): heparan sulfate 6-sulfotransferase activity
Source: RefSeq, a predicted model, not a curated record
CUUUGGGAGUAUGCGAGCAGGCGUGUGGGUGAAAGUGGGUGUCGCUAUGUGCUUGUUGUUCGUUGAGCUCCAGAAUGAUCACACAAGACAAGGAAGGUAUUCUGGGUUGUGCGCCUUAUAUGAGUCAACAACUGAAGAGUCGGAGACCUCUGGAAACACAUCUGUGACCGUCCCGCUGUCGGCUUUGAUCGGAAGCCUUUUGUAAGGUUGGACUAAGCUUGCCAAACGACCACAUAAUGUAUCCGAAUCCAAGCUGUGUGUGUGCCGCGGUACUCUGACCCGCUCUGAUCUCAGUUACCUAUGGCGGGACCAGCAAAGAGUACACCGCUCAACUACCAAAGACCCCGAAUCUUGAUAUCUGAGAAAUGGUAACAAAUGAACGACACGGAAAAGAACAUGGCUGAGAGGGCCAGUAAAUUUCUGUUCAUCGUCGUCGGAUCAGUAUUCUUUAUGCUGAUUUUGUACCAGUACGUGGCUCCCGGUGUGAUCAACUUCGGAUCUCCACACGGGUACCUCGCUGAGGAAGACAUGACAAUCUUUCCAACUCCGGAUCCUCACUAUGUAAAAAAGUACUAUUUCCCUAUAAAAGACUUGGAGCGCUCUGUGGAUUUUGAAAUAAAAGGGGAAGACGUGAUUGUAUUUCUUCACAUUCAGAAAACCGGCGGCACCACUUUCGGCAGGCAUUUGGUUCAAAAUGUAAGGCUAGAACUUCCAUGUGAUUGUAGACCAGGGCAGAAAAAGUGUACUUGCUACCGUCCUAACAGAAAAGAAACCUGGCUUUUCUCGCGGUUCUCUACCGGGUGGAGUUGUGGGUUACAUGCAGACUGGACUGAACUUACCAACUGCGUUCCCGGAGUCCUCAACAAAAAGGAAAACAAAACGAAGAAACUGAGGAAGUUCUACUACAUCACGCUGCUGCGGGACCCAGUGUCCCGCUACCUGAGCGAGUGGCGGCACGUGCAGCGAGGUGCCACGUGGAAGACGUCGCUGCACAUGUGCGACGGGCGCACGCCCACCCCCGACGAGCUGCCGCCCUGCUACGAGGGGGCCGACUGGGCCGGCUGCACGCUGCAGCAGUUCAUGGAGUGCCCGUACAACCUGGCCAACAACCGGCAGGUGCGCAUGCUGGCCGACCUCAGCCUGGUGGGCUGCUACAACCUGUCGAUGCUGCCCGAGCGCACGCGGUCCCAGAUCCUGCUGGAGUCGGCCAAGAAGAACCUGCGCGACAUGGCCUUCUUCGGCCUGACCGAGUUCCAGCGCAAGACGCAGUACCUGUUCGAGCGCACCUUCCGCCUGCGCUUCAUCCGCCCGUUCGUGCAGUACAACAGCACGCGGGCGGCCGGCGUGGAUCUGGACAACGGCACCGUGCAGCGCAUUGAGGAGCUGAACGAGCUGGACAUGAGGCUCUACGACUAUGCCAAGGACCUGUUUGCACAGCGCUACCAGCACGCGCACGCCCUGGAGCGCCGCGAGCGGCGGCGGACGCAGCUGCUGCGCGGCCCCGCCGCCCGCCGCGGGGCGCCCCGGGACGAGGGCACAGGAGGGGAGGGCACGGCACGCCUGCCCACCGAGGACUACAUGAACCAGAUUGUCAGCGGAUGGUAG